Tupaia belangeri chinensis (Chinese tree shrew) is the source of this 2707-nucleotide messenger RNA. RefSeq names its product alpha-tubulin N-acetyltransferase 1. Gene Ontology annotation, biological process: alpha-tubulin acetylation. NCBI's taxonomy places the organism in Eukaryota, Metazoa, Chordata, Mammalia, Scandentia, Tupaiidae. Gene Ontology annotation, cellular component: microtubule. Gene Ontology annotation, molecular function: tubulin N-acetyltransferase activity. The coding region runs from base 160 to 1179 and encodes 339 amino acids. The record is from RefSeq and is a predicted model, not a curated record. The transcript has 11 exons.
GUCCCCUCCUGGGUCCCCUCCAAACCUGCUCCAGGCACCACGCCCCCUCCCACUGACCGGCGGCUGUUCUUUUGAUGUCCCGGCCCGCCCUUACGGUGACCUUUGACCCGAGACCUAGAGGGUCUUCUGGCGCUUAGAGUGGACCUGCAGCAGCAGAUCAUGACCAUCGUGGACGAGCUGGGAAAGGCCUCUGCCAAGGCCCAGCACCUUUCUGCUCCGAUUACCAGUGCAUCGCGGAUGCAGAGUAACCGCCAUGUUAUUUAUGUGCUCAAAGACACCUCAGCCCGACCGGCUGGAAAAGGAGCCAUUAUUGGUUUCCUCAAAGUUGGAUAUAAGAAGCUCUUUGUACUGGAUGAUCGUGAGGCUCACAAUGAAGUGGAACCGCUUUGCAUCUUGGACUUUUACAUCCAUGAGUCCGUGCAGCGCCAUGGCCAUGGGAGGGAGCUCUUCCAGUAUAUGUUGCAGAAGGAGCGCGUUGAGCCACACCAGCUGGCCAUCGACCGACCCUCGCAGAAGUUGCUGAAGUUCCUGAAUAAGCACUACAACCUGGAGACCACAGUCCCGCAGGUGAACAACUUCGUGAUCUUUGAAGGCUUCUUUGCCCACCAACAUCGGCCCCCCGCUGCCUCUCUGAGGGCAACUCGACACUCUCGGGCUGCUGCAGUUGAUCCUGUGCCCGCUGCUCCAGCACGGAAGCUGCCGCCCAAGAGAGCAGAGGGCGACAUUAAGCCAUACUCCUCUAGCGACCGAGAGUUUCUGAAGGUAGCUGUGGAGCCUCCAUGGCCUCUUAACAGGGCCCCUCGUCGGGCCACGCCUCCAGCCCACCCACCACCCCGCUCCAGCAGCCUGGGGAACUCGCCAGAACGGGGUCCCCUCCGCCCCUUCGUGCCAGAGCAGGAGCUGCUGCGUUCCCUGCGCCUGUGCCCCCCACACCCCACCGCCCGCCUCCUGCUGGCUACCGACCCCGGGGGCAGCCCAGCCCAGCGCCGCCGCACCAGAAAGCUCUCCUCUCCUGACGUGGGCUCCGACACCCUCCUACAGACAGCCCGCCGUUGCCAGAUCCCUCCUGGGCGGCUCGUUUUAGCACCUAGAGAAGCACACGCACUGUGGACUCUGGACUCCGUGGAGGGCCAAGGGCUUCCUGUGUCUAGGAAACCUUUUAGGGAGUCCUGCCCAUAGCAUAACCCAGACCCCCAGCUCCGGGUGGUGCUCAGAGUGCUGCUUGCUGCCCUCCACACUUGGUCAGCCUGCCAAUGCCAGCUGACGAGUGCCCGUGUCCAGACAGUCCAGGUCGUAGGUCAGGGACCUGCAGCUCCCCACAGGGACCGACAUUGCCAAACUCCAGUUCCCGUGUGUAUGUGUGUGUGUGCGUGAGGGAGCCCCAACCAUCGGUACUGUGGUAUCUCUGAAGGAGACACCAACACCACCGUUUCCCCCACAUCCCGAUUCUCCGAGGACGUUUGUGUUUUGGCAGGAGAUCCCAGCCAGUACCUUGGGAUCACUCUUAGCCGUGUUUCAGAAGAAAAGCGGAUCUGCUAGAUCCUAGAAUCCCUCUCCUCUCUGUCCCUCCCCGGUAGCUAGAUGCUGUAUACUCCUGUCUUGUGAGACCGUCUUGAGAUGGGGACCGUUCUUCCUCUGGCCUGCCUCUCUCCUCCAUAACAAGAACCUCCUUCCCUGCUCCGAUCCUGGGUGUAGAUAGUCUGCCCCUUACCCUCUGAAUGUAUGGUAGAUCAGGUACCCCGGCCCCCGUGUUCCCCAAGUCCUUGGGAGCAGGAUCUCCCUCUCUUCACCUCCUCCUCCCUUUUCCCCCUCUCAGUGUUGUCUGAAUAAAGUGUGAAUUCGUGUUUUCUAAACUGACAUUUUCAAUGAAAAAAAAAAACUAAAAAAAAAGCCAUAAGGUGUCAGCCUCUUUUGUGUGUUCCCCCCAUUUUCCCGGCAUCUCGGAACUCUCGUUCUCAUCCUCCUCGCUUCUGAGAUGAGGAACUGCACCGAGAAGCCGCCACGCUUUCCUUGCAGGAUCUGGUGUCGGCCUCCCCACCUUCAUGGCUGGUUCUUCUGCAGUUUCUGUGUCCUCCCACAUGGCCCGGUCCCUUCCAGGCAGGCUCUGUCCUCCCACAUGCCCUCCAGGAACCUCUGGCUCUCCUCAGUGGCCUCUGCCCGCCCUGUACCACGGCCAGCCCUGCUGAGACGUCGGGCCUUACCAGCAUCUCAGGUCCUGCCUGUGUCCGCGGGCUCCUCCCGCUGCGCCCCGCUAGACCCCGGGGUGUCUCGAGACAGGUGCUCACUCCGUCAAGGUGCAGUGCAGUCUGUCACCCUAUUCCAGACGCAACCUCCCUUCCCCGAAAGGCCUCGUCGCUCCCCAUGUCUUUCUGUCUCAGGUAUCUCAGACUUAGGGUAACCAUGUUUUCCAAGCCACAUAUACAGCCCCCGCCCAGGAAAUUCUUUUUUGUGUGUAUGUGAAUCUUUUAUGACCAUCUGAGUCACGUGGCCAUACAUUUAACAUGCUACCUCAACUAAGAACAUGUCAGGGCUGCUCCGGAACAUGCCGGGGCAUGGAACGAACUCAGCUCCCUAUGGCCGGGGCUCAGCUUAGGUUAGAAGUCCGUCAGGGUGAGACAUGCCUCUCUGUUCCUGUGCCCUCCCUUACUCCUCUCCGGUUCCUCCAUGCCCACCAGCUCUCCUCCUGUAGCCUCUUCCCCAUCAUCUC